UAUUUUGUAUUCCUCUGUUUUUUCUUCAGUAAUACUAAUUUUCCAAAUUGUAGUCAAUAGAAUGGAUACAGUGACCUACUAACUUUCACAGCAGGUGGCUAUCAUGCAGAUGUGGGAGGGACUGGAAGAGGAGUGAGCUGUUGUGAAUGAAGAAAGCAGCUCUGCAUGUGCUGCAGUGGCAUAGCAGUAGACUGUACGUGAGAGGAUCUUCAUUCAGCAAAAGCAUCUUGAAAACUAAGUGGUAAAUUAACAUAAUGGAUUUCUCCAAGCUACCCAAAAUACUUGAUGAAGAUAGAGAAAGCACAUUUGGUUAUGUGCAUGGGGUCUCAGGACCUGUGGUUACAGCCUGUGACAUGGCAGGUGCAGCCAUGUAUGAAUUGGUGAGAGUGGGCCACAGUGAGUUGGUUGGAGAGAUUAUUCGAUUAGAAGGUGACAUGGCUACUAUUCAAGUAUAUGAAGAAACAUCUGGUGUGUCUGUUGGAGACCCUGUACUGCGCACUGGUAAACCCCUCUCAGUAGAACUUGGUCCUGGCAUUAUGGGAGCCAUUUUUGAUGGCAUUCAAAGGCCUCUGUCAGAUAUCAGUAGUCAGACCCAAAGUAUCUACAUUCCCAGAGGAGUGAAUGUGUCUGCUCUUAGCAGAGAUCUCAAAUGGGAUUUUACACCAUGCAAAAACCUACGGGUUGGCAGUCAUAUCACUGGUGGAGAUAUUUAUGGAAUUGUCAAAGAAAACUCACUCAUCAAACACAAAAUCAUGUUACCUCCACGAAACAGGGGAACCGUAACUUACAUUGCUCCACCUGGGAAUUAUGAUACUUCUGAUGUUGUAUUGGAGCUCGAGUUUGAAGGUGUAAAGGAGAAGUUCAGCAUGGUCCAGGUGUGGCCUGUCCGCCAGGUUCGGCCUGUCACUGAGAAACUGCCAGCCAAUCAUCCUUUACUCACUGGCCAGAGAGUCCUUGAUGCCCUUUUUCCGUGUGUUCAGGGAGGAACGACGGCUAUCCCUGGGGCUUUCGGGUGUGGAAAGACAGUGAUAUCUCAGUCUCUAUCCAAGUAUUCCAAUAGUGAUGUGAUCAUCUAUGUAGGAUGUGGUGAAAGAGGAAAUGAGAUGUCUGAAGUCCUCCGAGACUUCCCAGAGCUCACUAUGGAAGUUGAUGGCAAGGUAGAGUCAAUCAUGAAGAGGACAGCUUUGGUAGCCAAUACCUCCAACAUGCCUGUAGCUGCUAGAGAAGCCUCUAUUUAUACUGGAAUUACACUAUCAGAAUAUUUCCGGGACAUGGGCUACCACGUCAGCAUGAUGGCUGACUCUACCUCUAGGUGGGCUGAGGCUCUUAGAGAAAUCUCUGGUCGCUUAGCUGAGAUGCCUGCAGAUAGUGGAUAUCCUGCAUAUCUUGGUGCCCGCCUGGCCUCUUUCUAUGAGAGAGCAGGCAGAGUGAAAUGUCUUGGAAAUCCUGAAAGAGAAGGGAGUGUCAGCAUUGUAGGAGCAGUUUCUCCACCUGGUGGUGAUUUUUCUGAUCCGGUUACAUCUGCUACUCUGGGUAUUGUUCAGGUAUUCUGGGGCUUAGAUAAGAAGCUAGCUCAGCGUAAGCAUUUCCCCUCUGUCAAUUGGCUCAUCAGCUACAGCAAGUACAUGCGUGCCUUGGAUGAGUAUUAUGACAAACACUUCACGGAGUUUGUUCCUCUGAGGACCAAAGCAAAGGAAAUUCUACAGGAAGAAGAAGACCUGGCAGAAAUUGUACAGCUUGUGGGAAAGGCUUCUUUAGCAGAAACAGACAAAAUCACUCUGGAGGUAGCAAAACUUAUCAAAGAUGACUUCCUACAACAAAAUGGAUAUACUCCUUACGACAGGUUCUGCCCAUUCUACAAGACAGUAGGGAUGCUGUCCAACAUGAUUGCAUUUUAUGAUAUGGCCCGCAGAGCUGUAGAGACCACUGCCCAGAGUGACAAUAAAAUCACAUGGUCCAUCAUCCGUGAGCACAUGGGGGAGAUCCUCUAUAAACUUUCCUCCAUGAAAUUCAAGGAUCCAGUGAAAGACGGUGAGGCAAAGAUCAAGGGCGACUAUGCUCAACUUCUUGAAGACAUGCAGAAUGCAUUCCGUAGCCUUGAAGAUUAGAACUGUGAUUUCUUUCCUCCUCUUCCUCAGCAAGUUCAUAUGUGUAUAUUUCUCUAAAUUUCUCAUCUCAAACCCUCCUUUUUUUUUUCUGCAGCUUUGAGACUAGUGCCUAGUGUGUUAUCAUUUGUUUUGCUGUUUAUUUGGUAGGUCUUAUAUAAUCCAAACAUUCCUUUGUUCCAGUGUUUGAAACGCUUCCCCAGUCUCUUAUCUGAAGUGGUGAAUGUAGUAAUAUGAUGUACAAUGGCUACACUACUGUAAACUUGUAUGUAGGGUGACAACCCUCCUUGUCUUUGGUUUGCCCUCUCCUCACCUCCAUUAAAUUAUAAACGGGACGACUGCAUGUACUCUCUUUGCAAUGGAUCUGGGAUGAAAGGCCAGGUUUCUAUACCUCUUGACAGGUACUUUGGGAAAUGGCUCAGUACCUGCGUGGGAAGGUCACUUGCAGCUUUGCUCAGUAAACGUGUGAUUAAUGUUCCAAUUGUACACUGCUUCCCUAGUAUAAAUCAGGAGUACUUAUGGGAAGCUGUUGGGAACUAUAUUGUUUCUAAAGGAGCACUUAUGAGACUCAGCAUUAUAGAUGAAUCAGUUCUCUCUGAAAAAGUGAUAAAAGAGCCAGGUGGUAAGACUUAGAUUAACAUCUCAUCAAAGCAUAUUUCAUUUCACUAGGAAAAAUUCAGUAUCAGGAAUUAUUAUAUACUGCAUUGCUAGGAAGUUCUCUUUUUUAAUUAUAUUUGAAACGAUCAUUGAAAACUUGACCCAUAUCACAUCCUCUUUCUUUUCCUCAAACAUCUUAGAAGCCUAAGCUUCUAAAAGUCAUAUGGCAGUGUGAUAGGCAGCAAAAUACCAUAGGAAAGACAUUUAGUAGUGGAUAAAGGCUUUUUUGCCUAUUUAAGAACCAGCUGAACUGUAGUGAUUGUUGGGGCCAGAGUGGCAUUAUAGCUUUACAAAGUAAUAACAUGUGUCAUGUGCUUGCAUGUCUUUUUGCUUGCUGAGUUUUUGAACAGUUUAUGAACUAUAGAACAUGACUACUUUCAUGGGGGUUUUUCCAGUCCUCUGGCUCGGGUUUCUCAGAACGUCUAUGGCCAGAGCGGCAUAACAGUUUCCAUUCUGUUUAAUAGGGAUGAAAUUCUUGUAUCUACUGGUAACAGAAACUGGGUCAUGUGGGAAGAAAAAGAUCAAUUUCGUCCUGUCUUUUAAGUAUAUGUUUAAAAAUAACUUCUGUGUUUGCCUAAUAAGGCACAUUGCAAAACAGCUCUGAGAGCAAGUUUCCCAUUAACUCUUUCUGACGGAUAGUGCUGGCACCAUUGCUUUCUCUUAGGGAAGAGGAAAAGAUAUGUGAACAUGUCUAAUAAUUCCAAAUAUGCAAAUGUAAUAACAUAAAUAAAGUAUUUAUUUUAUGCCUCAGUAUGUUAUUUAAAUUUUUAGGUAAUACAUUUCUUUUGUUCUGUUAAGGAUAGAUGCAGUCAGUAGAGAAUUCAGAUACAGUUUAGUGUAAAUCCUUGCAGGUUGCAUAUGGUUACAGUGGCCUGCUGUUCAGGAAAGAUAUUCUUCCAUAUAACUUUUUUUAACCUUUCAACAAUGUUGACAGGUAAAGAUUAUGCAAUGAUUUCUUGAGAUGUGGACUUAAUGGUGCUGCUCAAUCAGUUUGCUUCCAGUGUAGCCUCCUACAAGACGCACUUAGGCUAGUGGAAAUUAAACAGAUUUCAAAAACUUUCUAUUCCUACCUUAAACCUACCAGCAAACUAGAAUUUUGAUCAUAAUGAAUGAUCUGAAGAAAUUAGUUGACCAAGUUUUUUGUGUUGUUGUUCUGAUUUUGAGAUGUACAUUCUUACUUCUUUUAAGAAUGUUGCUGUAUGAGUGUGAAGAAGCUAGAGAAACAAUGCUCAGAUGUUCACUGUUCCCUUCACUUACAUGUUAUAGAAUUUUAGAUUGUUCACAGAUAGUGUUUCUUUAGUAAGAGUGUGUUAAUAUUACAGCAGUCUUUUAAAAAGAUUAUACAGUUCUGUAUUUAUUGUGCUGUGCCUGGUCCUAAGUGCAGCCAGUUAAACAAGUUUCAUAUGUAUUUUUCCAGUGUUAAAUCUCACACAUGUAUUCUUUGGAAAUUUUCUUCCAUCAUGAAGAGCAAAUAGAAAAGGUCAUAUACAUUG
Messenger RNA from Castor canadensis (American beaver), 4255 nucleotides. Lineage: Eukaryota; Metazoa; Chordata; Mammalia; Rodentia; Castoridae. The record is from RefSeq and is a predicted model, not a curated record.